AUGAUCAUGCUAGGUACAGAAAACAUCAUCAUCCGCGAUGUCCUACGCGAAAAGUUUGAGAAGCCAUCCUCGGUCGACCAAACAUUCACAGACUUUGACGGAGUAGCAUACCACCUCGAAUCACCGUCCAAAGCAGGGCCCAUCACACUCUCAAUGGACAUUCGAUGCUGGUCCGAACUUGUGCAAGCCGGUGCUUUGGAUGUCCUCAAACGCGAAUACGGUUCAUGGAUUCGAGACUCGGUCGAGCCAGAAUACAGUGUCACUCUGGAAUUCGAUUACGCAAAAGUCCCUGCUGCCGGUCCGGAACGUGAUGCUCUCAUCAACAGCGUCUCUUUGCUCAAGCGUAAUGCUAUGGCCGCGCCUUUCGAACGUGCAUUUGCGCUCCAAAAGCAGCUCGAAGAGGCGGCCCAGAACGGAACAGGCAGCGCUCAAGGUGCAGGAGAGAUCAUCCCCAUCAACUACCGAGACGACGAGGCGAUCUACGUCAUUCCUUCGGUCGACAGAGUUACUGUUGUCUUCACGACCACGUUCAAGGAGGAGACUGACAAGGUCUUGGGUAAGGUAUUUUUGCAAGAAUUCGUGGAUGCUAGACGUCAACCAUCGAUCCAAAACGCUCCUCAGGUGUUGUACUCGAAUCGAGAACCUCCACUCGAAGUAAGGAAUGUCAAGGGUCUCAACAAGGGUGAUGAUGUCGGAUACGUUACUUUCGUGUUGUUCCCAAGACACUUUGCCAGCGCCGAAGUAUCCGCAGGCACCAUUUCACGCAUUCAACUCUUCCGCGACUACUUGCACUACCACAUCAAGUGCUCGAAAGCUUAUAUGCACAGUCGUAUGCGUCACCGAGUCGCAGAGUUCCUCAAGGUUCUCAACCGUGCCAAGCCUGAACUUGCGGAGAAGGAAAGGAAGACUGCAAGUGGUAGGACUUUCCGUCGUGCAUAG
This is a messenger RNA of Ustilago hordei, 939 nucleotides long. RefSeq names its product putative ARC35 - subunit of the Arp2/3 complex. The record is from RefSeq and is a predicted model, not a curated record. Gene Ontology annotation, cellular component: actin cytoskeleton; Arp2/3 protein complex. The transcript is spliced from 2 exons. Bases 1 to 939 code for a protein of 312 amino acids. Gene Ontology annotation, biological process: actin filament polymerization; Arp2/3 complex-mediated actin nucleation. Lineage: Eukaryota; Fungi; Basidiomycota; Ustilaginomycetes; Ustilaginales; Ustilaginaceae. Gene Ontology annotation, molecular function: actin filament binding; structural constituent of cytoskeleton.